AUGUUCGCUGCUGUGACGGGUCUUGUUUAUUUUCUCAGCAAUUCUCUCGCAAUUGAGAACUACUUUGGGUGUUUCUUCUCGCUGCCAAUUGUGAUAUCUUCAAUAAGAUGGAAUAUUGCUGGUGGAAGGAAGACAAUGGUUGCUACUGUCAUGCUCUUGUUCAUAUUAUCAGGUCCGGUCAAAGCAUUAACUUACUUUCUUACUCAUGGUCUUGUGGGGCUUGCGAUGGGAUCAUUGUGGAGGCUAGGGGCCAGCUGGCGUCUCUCAAUUUUCUUGUGCACAAUGGUCCGAGCAUUGGGUCUCAUAGGCUAUGUUCUGACAUCAUCCUUCUUAAUAAGAGAAAACAUUCUGGCUGUGAUUACAAUUAAUAUCCAUGCCUCUCUCUCUUAUGUUUUCACCGCCAUGGGCCUCAACAUAAUGCCUUCAAUGAGCCUCAUUUAUAUGAUAUUUGGAACAGUGCUAUUGCUAAACAGUGGAUUCUUUGUGCUGUUGCUGCAUCUCCUAUACUCGAUCUUCCUCACAAGACUCGGAAUGAAAGCUUCGUUGAGAUUACCAGCUUGCUCCAUUGGAGAAUCCAAACAUGGUCAGAGCAAUUCUGGUGGAGCGGAUAUGUGA
This is a messenger RNA of Arabis nemorensis, 615 nucleotides long. The record is from the annotation of a GenBank genome assembly. NCBI's taxonomy places the organism in Eukaryota, Viridiplantae, Streptophyta, Magnoliopsida, Brassicales, Brassicaceae.